Molecule: messenger RNA, 415 nt
Organism: Zychaea mexicana
Lineage: Eukaryota; Fungi; Mucoromycota; Mucoromycetes; Mucorales; Lichtheimiaceae
Exons: 2
Coding region: 213-413 (66 amino acids)
Source: RefSeq, a predicted model, not a curated record
CUGCUUAAUGUAACCGAUGUCUGUUUAAUGUAACCGAUGUCUGUUUAAUGUAACCGAUGUCUGCUUAAUGUAACCGAUGUCUGUUUAAUGUAACCGAUGUCUGUUUAAUGUAACCGAUGUCUGCUUAAUGUAACCGAUGUCUGCUUAAUGUAACCGAUGUCUGCUGUUUAAUGUAACUGAUAUCAGUUUAGUUACGAGUUUGAGCUUAAUGUAUGGAGCAAGUGGAAACCAUGGUGUUGCAUAAUUUGGGCAAGGCUAGGGAUCCGUAUCAGAACCGUAGAACCGGAACCGAACCGAACCGAAACCGAGAAAAUACGGUUCGGUUCCUACCAAGGACCGAACCGGAACCGAACCGGUUAAUGUUAUUUCGAAAAGACCACGAAGUAGUGUAUUUGCAAGCCAUACUUUAUUGAAA